UUUCGAUUGGAAGCCAUAUUUAAUCAUACAGAGAAGCCGAAAUGAGGUCGUUUCUUCUACUAGCACUGGCUUGUGCUUUAGCCAAAGUUAGUUAUUCAAAUCCUUUGAUUACACCCUCGUCCAGCGAUAACGUCAAUAAUGAUGGUCAAUUUGGCGAGGAAAAGAAAUUCCUUCAUCUGCUUUCAGAAGCUGAGGCCGGCACCGAUGUAUCCAAGGAGUUCAAAGAGAGAUAUUCAAACCGAACCGUUCGAAUAGUCACCCCAUAUUUGAGUCGCGAUGAAACAGUCGACUUCGCAAAAGAACACUUGGUCAUUCGUGAUGAUUAAAUUUUAAUAGGACAUCUUCAAACAGUCACUCGACUCUUGAAGCUUUUCGGUAACUUCAUUCCACGCAUGGAUAUCAAACAAACCAGCAGCGAAAAUGCAGAAAUUCUCGUAAGCGAUCUCAUCAACCUUCAUUGCGGUGACACUCUAACCGAACUUAACCUUGCACUUUUUGAACCAUACCACGAUUUUUUCGACAGUCUCAACAAUCCAUUCAAGAAAGUUGAAAAUCUCACGCUCAACGGCUACGUCAAAACAUUGGACUCUCCAUCUCUUACAUUCGAUCAACUAUUUCCAGUGAUGAAAAAUUUGUCUUUUGAUAUCAAAGCUAACGUUCUUAUGAUAUCAAAUAUUGAUCAUGAAUUCGCUAAUUUAAAGCAUUUGUCAUUAAGUGUUUUGUUAUCUUAUGACUUUGGACCAAGAAUGCACGACUGCUUGAAAACAUUAAUCGGAAAAAAUCCACAAAUUCAAAGUUUGACAUUGGUAUAUUCCAAGCGAGAUUUAAUGAAAUUUAUAGCUGAAAAUUUGCCAAAGCUUGAGCACCUCAAACUUUUAUGGAAAUAUGAUUACGAUGAACCUAAUGCCUACGACAUUCACUUUGAUCAUGUGAAAACAUUGUCAGUACAAUAUUUGGAGAAAGUAUUUGGUGAAAGAGAAACAAACGCACCGAGGAAUCUACAUUUCAACAAUAUAGAAGAGCUCGAAACCGAGUCAUUCAAUGGACGCUCGGAAACCUGGUUGGAUUUAGUCGAACGGAGCACAAAAUCAAAGAAACUGAGCAUAGAAAAGGGGGCAUUGUACGAUAGUACGUUUGUGCACCUCAUCUCAAUCGCUCCAAACCUUGUGGAAUUUUCAGCAAGAGUACGAAAUCGUUUGCGGGACUAUAAAAUGGUCGAUUUUAUUCGGAGCCAUGCACAAUUGGAAAAAGUUCAUUGGUCACGAACAAUAGGCUUUCAAGAGUCAGUUGAACCACUUCGACGGGAAAUCGGAGAUCAAUGGACGAUUGAAACAGUAGGAUCGCAGUAUAUUUUCUUGGCGAAAACAUUGAUUUUUGUACUGAAUAAAAAUGUUGAAAUAAAUGCGACUGAAGAUAUUGAAUCUAGAUGCAACUGAUUAUUAUCAAUAAAAUUACGGUAUUAAAUUCAAAAUAAUGUACUUCGCUUUAGCCUAGGGGCAUUUAACUCGAAAAAAAUUCGUUUCAUGCGAAGAAUAUGCGCUUCAACUCAUAGUAUGUGGCGAUUUCUUCGUAAUAUGCGUAUUAUGCGGUGCCUAUUCGUUAGAAGUGCACACAUUCGAUGUCCGAAUACUGCACAUAGACCAUUCAUACUGCGAAUAAUUUCGCAUGAAUCCUACUAAAAUGUUUCCUUCUCUGAUUGGUUAUACGCCACAAUAUCGACUAUUUUGAAUUCAAAGUGCAACGACUUUUUUCAUGUAAAAAUUCAAGAAAUACUUGACUGCAAGUGUUUGAUUUGUACUCAUUUCGGCUCACAUUUUUUGCUGAUCAUUUUUGUUAACUUCAAUCAUUUGUACAUAUGGAUUUUUUAUUAUUUAUAAUCCAGAUGCUAUUUCCAAGUAUAAUGAAUCGUCGCACUUAUUUUUUCAACGAUUUUUAUAUCUACCAAAACUAUCGGCGGUUUUACUUCAAUAUUUGUAUAAUAUAACAUUUUGACUUUCGUUUUCAUUCUUAUUCUUUGCUAUUAUAUUUUAAUUUUGUGUUAUAUUUAAAUUCAAUUUUCAUCAAUUAAGAACAAUCUCAUUAGCAAGAGAUUUGAUAAAUAUUAAAGACAGAAAUUGUUGAUGUCAAAUACUGUUUGAACGAAACUUAACGAUACAACAGAAUGUUGACAUUGUGUUGAUGCGUCUUAAAUCGCAUCGUGGCGUCAUUAUGUGCACGCGUAUUCGCUUCUAUGCAUAAUAUUCGUGGCUAUGUGAAAAAUUUGACACACUUCACUGUGGCACACAAUCUAUGCGCGUUUAUCCGUACAAAUCACAUAUAUGAAAAAGAGUAAAAAGUACUUCAUACAAUGGCAACUAAAUAGAAACGAUUUUAAUUGGCACUUGACAAUUUCCUAUUUUGCCGUAGUUGGAAAUCGUAAACACAAAUCACUUGAAUCGAACGUGGAUCCAUAAAAAAGCCAAAUACGGUAAAUAAUACCCACUUGUCUUUAUGAUGUUCAACAAUGUUUUUGUUUUCUACAAAUUGUCGUUUUACAUAAUCUUUGAUAAGAACUCCAACCAAUAUAGGGAAAUAAAAAUCAAAGCUAUGCAAUAGAGUAUAAAAUAAGUGUGCGCACUGCUGCCAACUUAACAGUUAGUUUUGAAUUAAUAUUGUGGUACUUGCACAUUUUGUAUUGUAUUUAACGUGUAUCAGAGCCAAACAUAUUGAAUCGGAAAGUAAAGAAGAAAUCAUAAAUUAAAUCGUUUGCUUAAUUUAGUCGUUUCAAUGGUUUAGUUUAAAAAGCAACAGAUAUGAGACGAUCAUUCGCAAUCGUCCCUUUAGUUGGGGCAUGUGUCCUUGAUAUAGGUGUUCACGGUGCGUUUAAAUCAAUUUCAUUGAAAGCCAGCCUAGAGCAGCAAUUAUGGAAAUAUUUUGCAAAUGGUCAGCUAUGGAACAUCAAUCUCAUUGAACCUGUUUGUAAUUCUUACGAUCAAAAUCUAUUCCAUUGGUUCAUUUAGGCAACCUAACUGGCGUACGAGCACUUAUUGAACAGGGUGUAAAUGUAAAUGCUGCAGAUUACGCUGGAUUAACAGCACUUCAUUUUGCAUCUAGUAAGUCGUUAGCACAUCUACAUUCGUGUCCGUCAAUAGUGUAAACUCGAUGUUAUUCUCAAGUUCAAGUCCAUUUUUGUGGCGAUUCAUAAUGGUUAUAUUGUUCAAAAAUUCUGACCCAACGGACGAAUCGUAUAUAAAUUUUCUAAACAUGUAUCAAUUGACUAUUACUGAAAAUACCACACAUUGCCUUUUCAGGCCAUGCGGAUAUAGUUCGAUUACUUAUCGAAAAAGGUGCGAAUGUCAAUGUUGAAAACAGAUUUAAUGAGACACCACUUCAUCGGGCAGCUGAAUAUGGUAUAUCUUUCACACGUCCCAAUUAAAAGUGUCCCUUUCCAUUGGCACGACUCUCAUUAUUUUUGCAGGCCAUGUGGAAACGGUUCGAGUACUCACCGAGGAAGGUGCGAAUGUCAAUGCUGAAGACCAAUUAGAAGAGACACCACUACAUAAGGCAUCUGGGAGGAUGGGUAAAUCAUUUACAUAUCUCCAUUAAAAGUAUUUUAUUGCAGUUUCUUCAGAUGGUUGCUCCAAGAGCAAUAUAGGGGUAAACGGGGCUAUUCGACGCACGGGGCAAACCGACGCAGUCGAGAUAUCUCGAAAACGACAAACGUCAGGUACCUAGUGUCAUGUAUCGUUAGCUUCGCCAUUUUAUCCUUCACAUUUGGUGUGUAUCACUUGUCGACAUUAGUAUCUCACAAACUGUACAGAGCGACAAAUAUGUUUUUGGCUACCCAUGACUUGAUUUUUCUUGCCCACAACAUUUCGAUUUUUUUCAAUAAAAUUCGAGUUCUCUCAAUUGAAGGUAGUCAUUUUUCAUAAUUGAUGUCAAGCACUUUCACGUGGAAAUAUGUGCUUUUGGUGUUUAACCAUUUCUUUUCGAUGAACAUAGUUUGAAAUAUGAGCAUAAAUCGGAGAAAUGUCUUAAUGCCGUUCUUCUUCGCAUUUCGUCAUAUUCUUUGGAUUCCUAGCAACUUUUUCAUGUUCUGUAUGUUUCAGCCAGGAGAUAAAUUGAUCUUGAUUCCAUUCUCUCAGCUCAUAAAAUGAGAUACAAUUGGAGAGAGACGCGCAUGAUACGAAAAAUAGUCGUCGGAGUAAAGAUAGUACCCACUGCAGCUAAGAAAAAUACGGCUACACCAUUUUACAUUUUUAUCCAUUUCUCAAAUGAUAUUCUCAUAUCUUAUUGAUAUUCAUAAACUUCGUAGAACAUAAUAGAUUUUAUUCGAUUACUUGAUUUUGAGAUAAUUGACUUGAAAUACGGUGAAAAUACGAGUGCGUCGGUUUGCCCCAUAUGGUGCGUCGGUUUGCCCCGGCUGCGGCGGUUUGCCCCGAAAAAAUGGUGGUCAGAAAAUUGGCCAGAAAACUUUCUGGGUGGGUCACACACCAUAAAUGUUAUGCAUCAAAAUAUUCGCAUUUACAAUACCUAUCAUGUGAUAAAACAAUGAGUCAGAUUGCAUGGCUAGGUCGGGAGAUUUUAAAUAGUUAAGAAAAGUGCGUCGAAUAGCCCCGUCCUCCCCUUCCACAGCCACACCGAUAGCAAUGUGUUGAAAUAUACAUUGUAGAGGUUUCAUUGCCAAUUUCAAGUGUAUACCAACACAUAGAAAAGUACGCUGCGACAAGAUGUUCCUAGUGGCAUGUACCUAUGCUCUUGUAGCAACGGUGUGAGUUUCUUUCAUUACUAUCCAGGCACUCUGGAAAUGGUUUGAAUUCUUAUCGAAAUGUAAAAAGAAAAAGAGAAAAUACUAUUUAAAAUUAAAUGAAUUAUUUUUUUAAAUCAAAAUGUAAAAUCGAAACGUAA
Molecule: messenger RNA, 4887 nt
Organism: Sitodiplosis mosellana (orange wheat blossom midge)
Lineage: Eukaryota; Metazoa; Arthropoda; Insecta; Diptera; Cecidomyiidae
Product: ankyrin repeat domain-containing protein 65-like
Exons: 2
Coding region: 393-1436 (347 amino acids)
Molecular function (GO): protein binding
Source: RefSeq, a predicted model, not a curated record